AUAACAUAAAUAUUUUUAUUAAAAAAAGUUAAAAAUUAUCGAUUCAUGUCCUAACUUGGCGUCCAGUGUGGUUGAUGAAAUUUCAAAAAAAAGAAGAGCGGCUGAGUUGAGUUUUCUCACGAAUGUUUAGAUCUCCCAAACCUCUCUCUUUAUGCAUUCCCAGAUGCGUUAUUCGCCAACAUUUUCUCCAAAUUUGCGAAAAAUACACUCACCUACAUAAAAACAGAAUCGAAGAUGACCAUAAUGGAAAAUAUAGAAAGAAAAAGGAAAAUCACGAAGUUUUUUUACAGCUGCACAAAAGCAGGGGACAACACCUUCUUACUAAUCAACGUGUUCUCGAUUCAAUUGUUCAAAAAUCCGAUAUAAGAUCCACAGACACCGUUCUCGAAAUCGGUCCUGGCACUGGAAAUCUCACUCUCAAGCUUCUUGAAGUUGCUAAACAUGUCAUAGCUGUAGAGAUUGACAAGCGUAUGAUUGAGAUUCUUAAUAAGCGUGUUGCGGAAUGCGGGUUUGAACAUAAGAUUACGGUGAUUAAUAAGGAUGCAUUGAAGGCUGAGUUUUCAGAGUUUGAUCUUGUUGUGGCCAACAUUCCGUAUAAUAUUUCGUCGCCCUUGUUGGCGAAGUUGUUAUUUGGGAGUAGUACGUUUCGUAGUGCAACUCUUUUGCUUCAGAAAGAAUUCGCGAGGAGGCUUUUGGCUAAUCCUGGUGACUCUGAUUAUAAUCGUCUCGCUGUGAAUGUGAAGUUGGUAGCUGAUGUUCAGUUUGUUAUGGAUGUGAGCAAGAGAGACUUUGUUCCUUGCCCUAAGGUCGACUCGUCCGUGGUCAUGAUUUUCCCGAAAGAUGAUGUUCCUUACAAAGAUCUUGAUGAAUGGGGUGCUUUUACAAAGACAUGCUUCACGAAGAAAAACAAGACAUUGGGUGCAACUUUUAAGCAGAAGAAGAAGGUUAUGGAGUUGUACAAGUUGUUUAACAGGAGAGACUUGAGCGAAGAAGAGAAGUCUGCUGAUGGCUGUAGUAAUGAUCGCUGCAAUGACGAGGACGGAGAAGUGAAAGAAGAUUGUAGCGACGAGGAAGCUUGUGAUCAGUUGUCUGGCUUAGAUACUGGAGUCAGUAACUUCAAGGACAAAAUCAUGGCGGUACUAAAAUCAGGUGGAUUCGAUGAUAAGAGACCCUCAAAACUACCCAACACAGAGUUGCUGAAACUGCUGCUUUUAUUUAAUCAAGCCGGAAUAUACUUUUAUGAUCAAGCAAGACCUGCAGAUGAUGAGUUUUUACCCAACUAGCAAUUUUCUUGACUGUGUGUCAACUAAAGUACAUGUUUUUGCAUGAAUACACCAACAGAAAAUUGUUAUCUUCACAGCACUAUGGAAUGCGAAGUUGAUGCACUUAUCCAUUUUAGCUACUGCACUUGUUUUUAGCCCAUUUUUACUUGUCUUCAUUUUUUGGGAUUAAAGCCCAGAGGUUUUUGGGUACUGUUGAAGUCUUUUAAAGAGCCUUUAAGGGCCCAGGGACCGUCUGGAAGUGAAAAAUGAAAUAUUAUUGA
This is a messenger RNA of Daucus carota subsp. sativus, 1543 nucleotides long. Its product is annotated as ribosomal RNA small subunit methyltransferase, mitochondrial. Gene Ontology annotation, molecular function: rRNA (adenine-N6,N6-)-dimethyltransferase activity. Gene Ontology annotation, cellular component: mitochondrion. Lineage: Eukaryota; Viridiplantae; Streptophyta; Magnoliopsida; Apiales; Apiaceae. Gene Ontology annotation, biological process: rRNA methylation. The coding region runs from base 123 to 1283 and encodes 386 amino acids. The transcript is spliced from 2 exons. The record is from RefSeq and is a predicted model, not a curated record.